This is a messenger RNA of Pichia membranifaciens NRRL Y-2026, 969 nucleotides long. RefSeq lists its product as hypothetical. Gene Ontology annotation, cellular component: mitochondrion. The transcript has a single exon. Bases 1 to 969 code for a protein of 322 amino acids. The record is from RefSeq and is a predicted model, not a curated record. NCBI's taxonomy places the organism in Eukaryota, Fungi, Ascomycota, Pichiomycetes, Pichiales, Pichiaceae.
AUGCUAAUGCUAGAGCUUUUGAUAUUCCCGAAAACCUCAGCAAAGGUGCCAUUAUCCACUGGCGUCGGUCUCACCAGGAUUCACCACGCUAUCCGAAUAAACAACCUCGUGAAACAUUCACGUAUGUUGAACACAAAAAAACCGUUGACGAAACAAGAGGGUGAUAUCACGAUUGAGCAGAAGGGAGAAAGAGACAGCUCAAGCAAGGACGUGAAAAACAAACGACCCAGAGGACGUCCACCCAAAGGAAAAAAUGCCAAACAAGUCGUAUCACCCAAGUUACAUGGAAACUCAAACUUGCUUGAUAAAUUCACGGACGCAACAUCUUAUUUACAAUAUGCAUCCUACAAACUACUGAAACCAACUUCUAGUGUAUUUAUGGGGAAUCUAUACGAGCUCGAGGUAAAAAAUUGUCUGGAGCAAAGCUUCAAAAUACGAAGCACACUACAUCAGGGGGGGAGUAACGAUAAAGGUAUAGAUAUUAAUGCUAUCUGGGAUCCAACUUCCGUUUUCCACAAUGAAAAUUCUGAUGCCCCAAUCGAAAAGAAGACAAAGUUUGAGAUAGUCAACUCUAAGAAGGUGAAGCCAGUGUUGCAGAGGUCUAAUCAAGUAUUAAAACUUUUUGUUCAAUGCAAAUGCUUCGAUACUUCAAAAAUUGACCCCAAGUUGAUACGUGAGAUCAAAGGUUCAUGUCAAGAAUACUUCAAAAAGAACGGUAAUUCUGCAAUAUUUAUGGUUGCAUCUACAAAUGGGUUUACCAGGACCGGAAAGGAAGACUUUGAUAAGGCUCCUAUUCCUCUAAUCUAUUUUAAAUUUUCGAAACCUAGACUAGUCAACCUGAAAAAACCUUAUGAUAUUAGAAGCUGGGAAAUGGGUAACCUUGGCGGUUUGUAUUUGAAUCCACUAGCAGCUGCAUUAUUCAAAGGGCUGGAUUGGAUCAAGUUUACAAAUAAAUUACUUUCCGAGUAA